AUGCUCAAGAAAAGCACCAACGCAACAGGCAACACAACGCAAGUAAUAGCAAGCUGCCAUGUGCUCUUACAAGAUCUGUAUUCUCCUCGAGACCAGAACGGCAAUCGUAUUCUGGCCCUGGAGUGUGAUCAACCAGGCCAAUACACAAAUGAGCGCCCCUUCAUUGAAACGAAAAUGGCUUCGGAAAUGUCAUCUAAUUGGGACCAGGCUGCAUGUUUUUCGUCAGUUGAAGAUACAGCCGUUUGGAUCUACGGAAAGCCGCAAGCAUCCAAAGCAUUGCGAGACUACGAAGCAAUGACGAGAAAGACUGUUCAUCGAGACCACAGACUUCAGCAACGAGGCUCGUUACAUUAUCUACGCUUGCUCGCUGGCAGGUUUUCUGUGCAGCGAGGUUCUAGUCAUGGCAUGUGUCUAUUGGUUGACACGAACAAGAAGAAGCGGACGAUCUGCGUCGCCUUCACACAUAAGUCCUCAUUGAAUUUAUGUCGUAUAAUAUUGUAUUGA
Molecule: messenger RNA, 504 nt
Organism: Ostertagia ostertagi
Lineage: Eukaryota; Metazoa; Nematoda; Chromadorea; Rhabditida; Trichostrongylidae
Source: the annotation of a GenBank genome assembly